Molecule: messenger RNA, 2834 nt
Organism: Asparagus officinalis (garden asparagus)
Lineage: Eukaryota; Viridiplantae; Streptophyta; Magnoliopsida; Asparagales; Asparagaceae
Exons: 8
Coding region: 492-2660 (722 amino acids)
Cellular component (GO): nuclear pore
Source: RefSeq, a predicted model, not a curated record
GCUUUUCGCCUUUUGAUUUUACUUGUCGGCUGCUCUCUUUCCGAGAUUCUCUGAAGGUUCGACGACUUGCGAUCGCUUUUGUCGUCCUUUAGUUGUCGUAUUAGUCGAGAUCUGUAGAAAAAGUUGGGUUCUGGCGUUUCUAAAGGGGUUUUUUUUUUUUACUUUCUCGUGACUCGAUUUGUUUCCUCGCUUUAGUUGUUGAGAUCAGUAAUAAGUUGAAGGGGAGAGUGUGAGGUUGGUCGUCGAUCUUCUUCGGUUUGGAUUGGGAUCAUGAGAUCCGAGUCUUGAUGAGUCGGAGAUGUUGCUUUUGUUGCUUCGAUUGGAGGUGAAAACUUUCAAAGCCCUCUCAUGAUCCAGUCAUUUUGCGGUUAAGAGGACGUCUGUUGAGAGUUACAUAUGCAAGUUGGAUUGUUUGACUCCAGUUCGAGGAUGAACUGUUAAGAUGUUCUGUAACUGAUCCGACUGCAGUGUCAUGCAUAUGUGGAUAAGUAAUGAUCAAAGGUCAUGCCAAUGACUUGAACAGGUCUGAAGAGGUGCAUGUGGAUGCAACAUCUUUUGAAAUGGGUGCGAAAGAUAACUCAGUACAAAGAGAAAACCGUUCAAGUGACUUUGAGAAAGAUGUCAAACAAGAAAAUGGAGAAUCAGAUUAUGAGCCUGGAAGAGACUCUCUUUCAUCACAGAGCAAUGAAGACAACAAGGUAAAAGGAGCUUCACGGGUAUCCAGAAAGCUUACAAGAAAAGAAUCUGCUGAGAAUGGUACUCGUACACCAAAAAGCGGUAGUAAACGACAGGAUUCUAGUAAGGUGCAAUUCAAGACGGGAAAUAGCGGUCAAAGAAGUGCUCAAAAACCCAGCAGAGGUUCUUCAACUCCUAAAGCUCUCAAUAACGGGAAACCUGGCAAUGUGAAAGUUCCCUCAAAACCUCCGUCAGAAUUAUCUGAAGAAAGUGAUGACAAGACGAAAGAAGAUGUUAAGGAGAUUGAUGUUCUGGAUGAGGCUCCCAUAUGUGAUCAGAGUGUUGGAACAGAUGACGAAACAGUUGGUACGGAUGAGAAUAGCAUCGAAGAUGACAGGAGAAUUACAUUUCGGAAGAUUGAGGAGAUGGAACAGAAAAUUGAUAGACUCGAGGAAGAAUUAAGAGAAGUUGCUGCCCUUGAGAUUUCUCUGUACUCCAUGGUACCAGAGCAUGGGAACUCAGCACAUAAGGUCCACACACCUGCACGACGUCUUUCAAGGCUGUAUCUUCAUGCCUGUAAGCACUGGGCACAAGAAAAGAGGGCUACUGUUGCAAAAAACACGGUUUCUGGACUUGUGCUGAUUGCCAAAUCAUGCGGCAAUGAUGUUUCUAGGUUAACUUACUGGCUGUCAAAUACAGUUGUACUAAGAGAAAUUAUAUCUCAAUCAUUUGGAAAUUUGUCCCACUCAAACUCAACUGCAAGAAUUAUCCAGGCCAAUGGCAAGAAAGAAGAUGGUAAAUCACCCCAGUCGAAAUGGAAAAAUGGCUCCAGUGAGAAACAAGCAAAAAGAUCUAGCUUCACGCAACAAGUAAAUGACUGGCAAGAAACUGGCACAUUUACUGCCGCCUUGGAAAAGAUUGAAUCUUGGAUCUUUUCUCGUACUGUUGAAUCAGUAUGGUGGCAGACCUUGACUCCACACAUGCAAUCUCCAAUGGAUAAUGUGUAUCCGACAAGAGGCCAUGAAAAGAUGUUAGGACCAGCUCUAGGUGAUCAAGAGCAAGGAAGUUUUUCAAUCAACCUUUGGAACAGUGCUUUUCAUGAUGCCUUUACCAGACUCUGUCCAGUCCGGUCAGGGGGCCAUGAAUGUGGCUGCUUGCCUGUGUUAGCAAGAAAGGUGAUGGAACAAUGCGUCUCCAGAUUAGAUGUUGCGAUGUUUAAUGCUAUUUUACGUGAAUCGGAAAAUGAUAUGCCAACAGAUCCUGUUUCAGAUCCAAUUGUUGAUUCAAAAGUUUUGCCCAUCCCUGCUGGAGAUUUGAGCUUUGGUUCUGGUGCACAGCUUAAAAAUUCUAUUGGAAAUUGGUCCAGAUGUUUGACAGAUUUGUUUGGUAUGGAGACUGAAGAUUGUAUGGGGGACGAAAAAGCUCCCAAUGGAGACGACCUAAUAGGCGGAGGGGAUGCUGGGUCAAAAUCAUUCUCCCUUCUUAAUGAACUUAGCGACCUUUUGAUGCUCCCUAAAGAUAUGCUGAUUGAAAGGUCUAUCAGAAAAGAGGUCUGUCCUUCAAUUGGUCUAUCCUUGAUAACAAGGAUACUCUGCAACUUCACACCUGAUGAGUUUUGCCCGGAUCCUGUCCCAGGCAUUGUUCUUGAGGAACUGAGUGCUGAGAGCUUGCUUGAGCGUCAUCCAUCAGAAGACAAUGAUCUGAUCAACAGCUUCCCAUGCUUGGCUUCUCCUCUGAUAUACUCACCCCCAUCUGCAGCUAAUGUAACAGAGAAGGUAGCGGAUACAAGUGGAAAAGCUAAUCUUGAUAGAAGCGCAUCAAUUAUCCAGAGGAAAGGGUAUACAAGUGAUGAGGAUUUGGAUGAUUUAGAUUCCCCCCUCACAUCCAUCAUCAACAAGAGUAUCCUUGUUGAAGAAAGAACUGAUAAGGAGAGCAAACACGCAAACAUAAGAUACAAACUCCUUCGUGAAGUGUGGUCUGAGUGAAUGUGACAGUAAUAGGUUGUUCUUCUUUUUCCCCUUUUCCUUGUGAAUUUUCAUCUUAUUUGUUUUGUAUAAAGAAUACAAAAUGUUGGAUGAUGCCCUUAUUUUGUAUUCUAAGGUAAACAGUUUUGAUGUUUUGACUACAGAAAAUUCUCUAGUUCUUUAGUCUAUUUGAUA